AGGUAGGUAACCAGUUUUUUUACAGCUAUCCAUAUAUACAUAUAAUAUAUGCAUAUUUACCUGUGUAAAAUAUAAGCAUAUAUAUAUAAAUAUCUGUGUGUGGUAUAUAAAGUGGAAAGCUAAAACUACACUAGUGCUACAUUAAGUUGGAACAGUUAAAAUGAGUCAACAAAAGUCAAAAUGAAGAUUCAUGCAGGAACUUUAAUAUGUUGCUUGUACCUAUCAUGUAGUAUUUUUGUUUUUCUUGCCACAUUAUACCUUUAAUAUAUUGUUCAGAUAAUUGCUACAAAAUAUAAAGGAAGAGGUACAGUCUGAGUUAACCUUGCUGUUGGAACAUUAUCUUUUGUGUUUUCUUGCUUAAUUUUACUGUAACAGUGGUACAGGUUAUUUCCAUUUUAUAACGGUGAAAGGAAAAGACAGACUGUAACUAGUUGGUGUGGUGUUGGUGUCCUCAUCUCUGGAAAUAUACGUUCAGUUUCAUAAACCUGUCCCUCCUUGCUCUCUCAUUUUCAAAACAAUCUGUAAGGGUUAAUUGUCACAUGUGCCUCUUGCGGAUAGUAGGAAUGAACUGCAGUGUUUAGUGUACUGUGCAGUUAAUCCUGCAGUUUGAUGAAUGGACCUUGAAUAGACAAGGAGAGUUUGUAGUGCUGACAUGUUAACACAAGAGUUAACUGUUCUCAUUGCUUCUAUGACUUACUGAAAUAAAUCACUGUAGUAACACAGUGAGUUUUUGAGACAGAGUGAGAUUUAGCACUCUGGCAACCUGAGCUGACUGGAUUGUAGCACUUAGCCUGCAUGGCAUCUCUGCUAACUGGGACUUUGAACAUGGGGACCUUCUUCAGCAUUGUAAGGCGUCGCUAUAAAAGGAGGCGUAAGAAACGUUCUGAGAGGAAAGAUAGAAGCUGUCUACGCCAGUCAAGAAACCAGCAAAAGUAUUUCACUAUGGAUAUAGAUGAUGAAGAAAAUAUGAGUUCAAGCAGCACAGAUGUUAAAGAAAACCGCAACAUGGACAACGUUCUUCCUAAGGAUGGCAGUGUGCAAAAUACCGGGGAGGGGUCUCAACUCUCCAAUGGUGGUGGUAGCAGCAGCAGAAAACGCCCAUUGGAGGAGGGCAGCAAUGGACACUCCAAGUUCCGCCCUAAGAAGAGGAAGAAAACACCAGGGCCUGUUUUGCCAAAGAAUGCUCUGAUGCAACUGAAUGAAAUUAAACCUGGUUUACAGUACAAGCUUCUAUCCCAAACAGGACCAGUUCAUGCCCCUAUUUUUGUGAUGGCAGUUGAAGUUAAUGGACAGGUGUUUGAGGGAUCUGGCCCUACAAAAAAGAAGGCAAAGCUUCAUGCUGCUGAAAAGGCUUUGAGAUCUUUUGUUCAGUUUCCAAAUGCAUCUGAAGCACACCUAGCGAUGGGGAGAACACUCUCUGUAAACACAGACUUUACAUCUGACCAAGCAGACUUCCCAGACACACUUUUCAAUGGAUUUGAAACACCAGUUCAGACUGACAAUUCCUUUUAUUUGGGGUCCAAUGGAGAUGGAUCUUAUAGCUCCAGUAUAGACUACAGUCUGUCCUCAUCCACUGUGGCCGGUACUCUUAUCCAGUCCCCUCUUCCCACACCAUCACCAUAUCCAUCCACCAGUGGAAAGAACCCUGUGAUGAUUCUGAAUGAGCUGCGGCCAGGGUUGAAGUAUGAGUUUCUCUCAGAAAGUGGAGAAAGCCAUGCUAAGAACUUUGUGAUGGCAGUGGCAGUGGAUGGUCAAACUUUUGAAGGAUCGGGAAGGAACAAAAAGCUUGCAAAGGCUCGGGCUGCUCAGUCAGCUCUUGCAUCCUUAUUUAACAUGCAGCUGGACCAGACACCAUCUCGCCAGCCCAUUCCCAGCGAGGGUCUCCAAUUACAUUUACCACAGGUUUUAGCUGAUGCUGUUGCACGCUUGGUUGUGGAUAAAUUCAGUGAUCUGACUGAUAAUUUCACAUCUCCCCAUGCACGUAGAAAAGUUCUUGCUGGAAUUGUCAUGACAACAGGUACAGAUGUGAAGGAUGCCCAGGUUAUAAGUGUUUCCACAGGGACGAAAUGCAUAAAUGGAGAAUACAUGAGUGACCGUGGUCUUGCAUUAAACGAUUGCCAUGCAGAAAUUAUAUCUCGCAGGUGCCUGCUUAAAUUUCUUUACACACAACUUGAGCUGUUUGUAAGUAAUAAAGAAGAUCAACAAAAAUCCAUCUUUAUCAAGUCUGAACGAGGCGGAUUUAAACUGAAAGAAAAUGUGCAAUUUCAUCUCUACAUCAGCACCUCUCCAUGUGGAGAUGCUCGGAUUUUCUCACCACAUGAAGCAGCACAAGAGGAUCAGGGAGACAGACAUCCAAACCGGAAAGCAAGAGGACAGCUACGGACAAAAAUAGAAUCUGGAGAAGGGACAAUUCCAGUCCGAUCUACUACUACCAUCCAGACGUGGGACGGAGUAUUACAGGGAGAGAGACUGCUUACUAUGUCUUGCAGUGACAAGAUAGCUAGGUGGAACGUGUUGGGUAUUCAAGGAUCCUUACUUAGCCUCUUUGUGGAGCCAAUUUACUUCUCUAGCAUCAUCUUGGGGAGUUUAUAUCAUGGGGACCAUCUAUCCAGAGCAGUAUACCAGCGGAUAGCAGAGAUAGAAGAUCUACCACCUCUGUAUACGCUCAACAGACCUUUACUUAGUGGUAUUAGCAAUGCAGAAGCCCGCCAGCCAGGAAAAGCACCUAAUUUCAGUGUAAACUGGACAGUAGGAGACACUGGUCUUGAAGUUAUUAAUGCCACAACUGGCAAGGAUGAGAUGGGUCGUGCAUCUCGCCUUUGUAAGCACGCUUUGUACAGUCGCUGGAUGCGUAUUCAUGCAAAGCUUUCCUCUAGCCUGCGCGCAAAGAUCCUCAAACCGAACCUGUACCAUGACACUAAGCAGGUGGCCACUAAGUAUCAAACGGCCAAAGAAUGUUUGUUUAAAGCGUUCCUGAAGGCAGGGCUUGGAGCGUGGGUGGAGAAACCAAUAGAGCAGGAUCAGUUUUCUCUCACUGUCUAAUUCAUGGACUGCACAUCACUUUGGAACAGGGGGUCAUUCUGGAAAUCCUGGCGUCCAGCAUCGUUUUCUGGCAUCAGCUGUCAAAGCAUCUUUUUAACACUUUGAAAUUAACUGGCAAAUUGUUGUUAUGUUUUGCUCAAAUAUUGAAAGUCAAUGAUAAGUUGCUACAAUAAUUCUAUAUUUUGUUAUAAAAAUCGUUUUGGUUUACUUCUCUAGAAACUCCUGUUACUGUAGAAAAAACUGCAGUAAGGCUUUCUUUAACAGUACCAGAUGACUCAUAUUUUUCUGGGUUAGAAAUAAUUCCUUUUUUUAAUGCAAUAUAAGCAAGUGCAUGAAAACAUGUAGUAGAUUGCAUUAGGUUUUACACUGCAUUUUUUUAGUCUGUAGCUUAAUUUAAUCAAAAAAAGCUACAAAGCGAAUUUCUGCUCUUCUGUUAGCUUGGUUUUUCUUUUAAUUGCAGGGUUUUAAUUGCAGAGCACAUAGGUGACAAAGCCAGAAUGGAUUUUGGACAGCUAGCUUUUCCCUUCUUCCUUGCUCUUUAAAACCAGCUGCUGAAAACGUCAUGUCUUUGAUGUACGUAUUUAUUAGUCUGUGACCUGGUUUUUAACAUACAGCUUUUUAUUCUGUUUUUUAAAAUACCUUUACCUCCCAUUUACAUGCAUUGUAAAGUCAUCAUUUUUUACCACUGUAAACUGGAAACAAAAAAUAAGUAUUUGUAAGUUAAGAAAUUUAGUCUGUAGUGUACAAAACCUGUUUAGAAGUAGGCAGUUUGUAUAUCCCAGGAACUCAUGCGAACACCACCAUAACAUUAACAGUAAUGUGGCAACUUCAGAAAAACAGUUGUUCGUUUUGGGGAAAUAAUUCUGCUUUGCCAAAAUAACCCAUUCGUAGAAUAUUAAUUACAGUUUUUCUCAAAGAAAUGAGAGGCCUACUGAAGAUGAAAGUAUUGUUAAACUUCUUUCUUGUGGUCUUCAGAGACUUAACAACUGGACUGUUGUGUCCCCUGAAGAUUUUAUUGCCUGUAGCUUGACAUACAUGAUGAUCUAUAAAAGUCUUAUUUCUAAGUUUUGUUUGCUCUAGUAUAUAUUUAGAAUGGUAUUUUAUUUAUAAAAGCUCUUUUUUGUUAAAAUUUUCACAUAUGCUAGAUGUGAAAAUGAAAAAUAGCAGGGAAAAUACUGCCAGGUCUGUUAAGUCAAUGGGUGCAUAGACAGCCCUUUUAGAACAAUUUGUAAGCGAAAUGGAAGGCUGACAAUGGAUUGAAAAAAUCCUCUUUUUCUCAGCAUACCAGGUAUAAUUCUCUAGUUAUGUCCAAUAUGUCUAAGUACAUGAUGUGACAUAUGUGUAUCAAAGAUAUUGUGUGUACAAAUUCCGAAAAACACCUCAAAGUAUUUUUAAGUCCUAUUUUUAAAAUAAUUAGUUGAUAAUAGCAGUAACUACCUCAGCACAGGGCAUUUCCUGGGGAGUAGCGGCUCCCUGGGCGUUGUGGAAAGUGAUGCAAAAACUCUUUCCAGCCAGUUAUGAAUGUGCUGGAAAUGCCCUGUCCUGCAAUCAUUAUUGCUCAAUUAUGAAUCAAAGUGAAAAAAAUUAUCAAGACUAAAAGUUGCCUGAGUAUUGUAUUAAACCUCCUAAUUAGAGUCUUAGUAGCAAUACAUUAAUGUGUAAAAUAAACUCUUGUAGGGGAAAAACAUUCAGAAUGUGUGAAGGCAAGUAAUGUACAUGAUCUUUCAAAACACAAGAUUUACAUUGUAUCUGUCUUUGCAAAUGUCUUUGGCCCUGAACCUGCAAACUCUUUUGCAGUUGAUUAAAGUUAAGCAUAAGUAGACCCACGGAACUGCUCAUUUGCUCAAAAUUAAACGUGUGCAUAAAUUUGCAGGAUUGAAGCCAAAAUGUGGAGCAAGAACUGUACAUUAGAGCAAUUUAUGAAUUUUCUAGCUGGUCUAACCAUGUGGAUAUUCUUGGAAUUAGUCUUACUUAUUAAAUGAAAUCUCUGUUUUAAGGGACUCUGUCUACUGAUGAUUUCACUUUGCAAUCUUAAUCUAUUUUUACCAAUCUUUUUAAAUUUCUCAUUCAGAAGUUGAGCUCUCUUCAAAUUUUAUUUUGAAGUUCAGGCAGUUAUUAGGUGAGAUUAUUUUUGUAUUGAUGAAGUCCUGAAUGUGAGUAAUAUAUUUAAGUAUUAUUGUAAGCAUACAUUUUAAGACAUUCAAAUUUACUAUGAAUAUAUGGAAACUAUAAGUGAGAGUUCCAUGCAGAAUUCUUUUUGAUAAAAGGGCAGCAUUUGAUUGAUAUGAGGAAUGAGUUCUCAUUCUUUAUAGUUCUAGGGUUCUCAAAAAUGUUUUCCAGGAUCAUGCGCAACCCAUAUCUGUCAUCUGGAAGCCAAUGGCUUUCCGCAUACCUGCUUAUUCAUUUUUGUUCAGUAAUAUUGAAAAUCAGAAGUUGGGGAAGAAGUGUUCCUCUAAAAGAUGUAUUUGAGAUUGUUAUAUUCAGCUAAAUUCUGCCAUGUCCCUCUUUUGUCAUUCUGUGCUCCUUUAUAUUCUUGACCUUUGUAUUCUUUGUAAUACUCCUGUAUUCUUUACAGAUCACCAUCAUCAAGCAUGGAUGGCUUUUUAUGCAUUUAAUUUUAAAUGAUUGCAGAGGAUAAAGGCAACAUGGCUGCCAACAGCUGUUGAAAUUUGGGGUUGACCUUUCUCUAUCGAGCAUUUAGCUUAGCAUUUAUUUUGAAAGGUUGGAUGGUCUUCUUGAAUAUCUUCACUGUGCGAUUUAGUAUGUCAUGGUUGUGGUGGCUAAUCUUAGCAAGGAUUUGCAAUCCUGGGAAUUCUUGGGUUUUUUUAAGUUGAUAUAAGGGUAUAUCUCAGGUUCGUCACAAAAUUUAAAUGAGUAACUUUAAAGUUAAUAAAUACUUGAAGAAAUAUAAUUUAAGAUGUUUUUCCAAAUAACAUUCUAGCUAUAAUAAAAGAUAAUAGGUUAGUAACAUAGAACACUGUAAAUGUAGGGAUUUUUUAAAAAAAAUAUUCUGUAGGGGUGUGGAAGAGAACUUGGACCUGGAGGUGAAACUUGAAGCAUUUGGUUAUUUCUGUGCUCAGGAUUUAAUACCCAUAGAACAUUUCCUGUCACUUGUUGAUGAUGAAUCAUACUGUCUUCACAUUAAUAUGCUAGCUCUUUCCUAUCCCCCCACAGGGUCCCAAUCCUUUAGCGUAGUUAGUGAUAAAAAUUAUGAUAGUUAAAUAGUGUGCAACUUACACACAUACAACAAGGGGCUCCCUGCACAGGUGACAGUUUUAGUAUCUUCCUCAUGCUAGAUAGUACAAAACACACUAGUGUAGGGUAGAAAAUAAUUAAUGGGGGGGAUCCCUCAGAGUAGCAGCAGAUCUUUAUAUGGUACCACUCCUGUGUCCUCAUUAAAACCUAAAACAACUCACGACUGAAAUUUCAGGCACCUUAGAGCUGCAUCAUUGGUGGUUUGUUUUACCAGUAUGCAGCUCUGAAGUUAAGUAUUUUAUCCACCUAAAAAUAUAAACAAUCUUUCAACUGGAUACCUUGUAUAUACAAAUGAUACUUUCUGCUGGUGAAGGAAUAAAAUUAUUAGUUGUGGGCUGCUGAUCCGAGCUAACAGUGUUAGUAAUGAAAGAGUAAAGGUGACAUCAUGAAAACUGUUUUCUUUCCCAUCUCUCCCAAAGACAAUUUUUUUUUACCAGGGGAAAACGACUUGAGUUUUGGGACAUUUUGAGUUGAGGUUGCCACAUAACUGAAGUGGAACUUUCUUUCUUUCUUUCUUUCUUUCUUUCUUUCUUUCUUUCUUUCUUUCUUUCUUUCUUUCUUUUUCUUUUUAAAUAAUAUGCUGAAGUUUCUCCAUACAUUGACAAUUAUCUUUUUGCCUUUCACCAAAGCAAGCUUUUUCACUCCAAGGGGAUACUUUCAAGUCUUUGCAUUUUUAUCAUAAUAGAAUGUCUGUUAUGAAAAUCAUCCUGAAGUUUUUUGAAUGGGAAGGUGAGCUGUGAUUCAGAUAUGUGAUGGGAAUCAAAAUGUUUAAAGUUAUUUAAAACAUAAAAGUGAGCCCACAGAAAUAAAGUGUAAACAAAAUGUAUAAAAUAUAUUAUCCUGUCUCCAAAUCACUGUGUGGUUUUUGGUUUUGUUUUUUUAAAGACAGGCAGCCUUAUAACAUAUAAUAUCAGCUGAAUUGAAAGUUUUUUGGUGCAAUUUACAGUAAUAUUUGGGUACAAUCCCAAUCAGAUAUAGACUGGACAUGAUGAAAAGUGCUACAUAAGAGCGUGGUAUGAUUUUUAUUUAUUUAUUUAUUUAUAUGCAUAUUAAGAAUAUCAUAGAAUAUCAGGGUUGGAAGAGCCCUCAGGAGGUCAUCUAGUCCAACCCCCCUCUCAAAGCAGGACCAACCCCAACUAAAUCAUCCCAGCCAGGGCUUUGUCAAGCCGGGCCUUAAAAACCUCUAAGGAUGGAGAUUCUACCACCUCCCUAGAUAACCCAUUCCCGUGCUUCACCACCCUCCUAGUGAAAUAGUUUUUCCUAAUAUCCAACCUAGACCUCCCCCACUGCAACUUGAGACCAUUACUCCUUGUUCUGUCAUCUGCUACCACCGAGAACAGCCAAGCUCCAUCCUCUUUGGAACCCCCCUUCAGGUAGUUAAAGGCUGCUAUCAAAUCCCCCCUCACUCCUCUCUUCUGCAGACUAAAUAACCCCAGUUCCCUCAGCCUAUCCUCAUAUGUCAUGUGCCCCAGCCCCCUAAUCAUUUUUGUUGCCCUCCGCUGGACUCUCUCCAAUUUGUCCACAUCCUUUCUGUAGUGGGGGGUCCAAAACUGGACGCAAUACUCCAGAUAUGGCCUCACCAAUGCCGAAUAGAGGGGAAUAAUCACUUUCCUUGAUCUGCUGGCAACUAUAUAUAUAUAUACUAAUGCAGCCCAAUAUGCCAUUAGCCUUCUUGGCAACAAGAGCACACUGUUGACUCAUGUCCAGCUUCUCAUCCACUGUAAUCCCCAGGUUCUUUUCUGCAGAACUGCCGCUUAGCCAGUCAGUCCCCCAGCCUGUAGCAGGGCAUGGGAUUCUUCCGUCCUAAGUGCAGGAUUCUGCACUUGUCCUUGUUGAAUAUCCAGAAUUAUUAUAAUUAAUUAAGCAAUUUUGAAAGGGAUAUUAAAUCUCAUACUUUAAAGCUUAAACCAAUUACAAAUUAGGAUGAGCCCUAAAGGGCUUGGGGGUCAGAUUACCCCACCUGUGCUACUCAGGGUUUUUACACCUUCCUGGUGUUCCCCAUUGUCAGAGACAGGAUACUGGACUGGAUGGACCUUGGGUCUGGCCCAACCUGGUAACGCCUGUGUUCUGUGCUGGUGAGAGCUCAGAAGCCGCAACACAGAGACUAGAACUCUGGAACUUGAUUUUGGAAUUCAUUUGUCCGAAUUAGGAAUUGAACCUUCUUAUAUAUCAUCUGGCCCAUCACGCAGUGUCACUCAUCUUUACAUUAUAGCACAUCUCUCAGCAGGCUUCCACCUUCUGAUAAACAAGCAAGAAAGGAACCAGAGCUGCUCUCAUAGUUAUGUGCCCGGCAGCAUUUAUAUUCAGAUGGUCCUGUGGGCUUAUUUUGCACAAUUUUAUUAUACAAUUCUGCCAUAUACUUUUAAGGAUGUUAAUUUUUAAAAUAAGUUUUCUUUUGAAUCUUUUGCAUAAAAUUGACAUUGCAGUAGCACAGAUUGUCACUGUUCGUGCUGGGCAGAAGUCUUUUAUGACAAGCACAGAGACUGGCAGAGGAAGGUGGCUCAAUUUCAAACACUAGAUUGGUUGCCUAAUCAGUUUCUGACUGAAACAGACAAAAUAGAAGGAAGUUCUUGUUUUUCUUCCUAAAGCCCAAAUGGCCUUGUAGGAUGUAACAUUCCGUUCCUGCAUGCACUGUCAGCUCCCAAAAUGUGUCAAAGGAGGUAAGUGCUAUUCGUGUAAAAAAUACCUUUGAAAAUCUGGCCCUGUGUCUUUUAUAAACUGGGUAAAGAUUUUUUUUCCUUCCACUACUUCUGUAAUGACGGAAUAAGCUGUACUGACAACAGAACUAGAAGCAAAUUAUGGGUGUUAUCCUGGCUCCAUUGAAGUCAGUGGCAGAGCUCCCCUUGAGUUCAGUGCAUCCAGGAUUUCAUCCUGUACAUUUAAAUAUUGUUGACUUUAAUAAUGAAGCAAAACAAAAUCAUUUAAAUAAAUAUCAAAAGUAACACUGAUUUUGAAAUCCCUGUACUGACAAUUUUGUACUCUGGCUGCUAAUCAUGCCAACAGUGUAGCAGAAGGCUUUUGUGAGUGGUCAUGUUUUGUUUUUGUUUUCUUUACUGAAACUAUAAAACAGAUAUAAGAAAUGUAAUUUAUGUACAUAACAAUCUAGCCCAUUUGGAGACAGCAGAUGUGACAUUUUAAAGAUUUUUUAUCUUUGAGUGACAGAGUCUGUUGUCUAGGAAGCCCAAAAUGUCAUCACGUUGCUUUUUAAAAUGUUUUCAAUAUUAUCAUGCACAGACCAGUCUAGUUGCAGUCAGCAGACACAUGGUUAGAAGAUUAAAAUACAAUGUACAUAAAUUGCUCUACGUUAUUUGCAUGAAGCAGUUACUCUUGCCCUAUUUCUGACUUUGUGAUGUUGUGAUGGCAACACACCUGCCUUUACUAACUGAUAAAGGGAUAUUAAAAGAGCACUGUCAAAUA
Chelonia mydas (Green sea turtle) is the source of this 9714-nucleotide messenger RNA. It is a transcript of the gene ADARB1, whose product is annotated as adenosine deaminase RNA specific B1. Gene Ontology annotation, molecular function: double-stranded RNA binding; tRNA-specific adenosine deaminase activity; double-stranded RNA adenosine deaminase activity. Gene Ontology annotation, biological process: adenosine to inosine editing; RNA processing. The transcript is spliced from 10 exons. The coding region runs from base 796 to 3042 and encodes 748 amino acids. Lineage: Eukaryota; Metazoa; Chordata; Testudines; Cheloniidae. The record is from RefSeq and is a predicted model, not a curated record. Gene Ontology annotation, cellular component: cytoplasm; nucleolus.